CUCUUCCACCACCACUCCCUCCUCUACACCACUGCAGUCGCAGCACCGUCGAUCGUCAGCAGGACUGCACGGAAAUCACACGAAUCUCGAGCCAUGUCGCAGCGCAUUCCAUCAUACGGCCUCGGCGGCCCCGCGCCCUACGGAGGCGUCUCCAACGACAUGCAGCAGGGCGGCAGCGUUCUCGACCAGGUCCGGCCCUUCACCAGCAAGAUCGAGGACGCCCUGGACAACAUUAGCGAGCCCUUGAAGCCAUACCUCCCGGCCAUUGGACGCUUCCUGAUUGUCGUCACAUUCAUUGAGGAUGCGCUCCGCAUCAUCACCCAAUGGUCCGAUCAGCUUCUGUACCUGCGCGACUACAGACACAUCCCCACCGGAAUCACCCACAUUUUCUUGAUUGUCAACGUCCUCGCCAUGUUUGCCUGCUCUGGCCUCGUCAUUAUCCGAAAGCACUCCGAUUACGCCGUCGCCGGCCUGAUGGCCGUUGUCGUCACCCAGGCGCUCGGCUACGGCCUCAUCUUCGACCUCAACUUCUUCUUCCGAAACCUGUCCGUUCUUGGUGGCCUCGUCAUGGUUCUGUCCGAUUCGUGGGUGCAAAAGACCAAGGCCUUCGCCGGUCUCCCUACGCUGGAUGAGAAGGACCGCAAGAUGUACUUCCAGCUGGCUGGCCGUGUUUUGCUCAUCUUCCUUUUCAUCGGCUUCGUCUUCAGCGGCGAGUGGUCCGUUUGGCGCGUCCUCGUCUCCAUCCUGGGCGGCAUUGCUUGCGUCAUGGUUGUCGUUGGGUUCAAGGCCAAGUACAGCGCCACCCUGUUGGUCGUCAUUCUGAGCGUGUUCAACCUUUUUGUCAACAACUUCUGGACGCUGCACGAGCACCACCCCCACAAGGAUUUUGCCAAGUACGACUUCUUCCAGAUCCUGUCCAUCGUCGGUGGACUCCUCCUGCUGGUCAACAGCGGCCCUGGCCAGUUCAGCCUCGACGAGAAGAAGAAGGUUUACUAAGUCCGAAAGGACGCGCAGAGCCAACAGUAGCAACAGGUUGGGCGCCGAGGUGUCCGGCGUUGGCACGGCAUUUUCUAUUUAUCUUGGGAAGGGCAUGAAAAAGUUUCCCUGGGUCGCCGCCGUCAACGUCAUGGAGAGGCGGAGUAGCACCAGGUUCUC
Ilyonectria robusta is the source of this 1155-nucleotide messenger RNA. Its product is annotated as SURF4 family-domain-containing protein. The transcript has 4 exons. NCBI's taxonomy places the organism in Eukaryota, Fungi, Ascomycota, Sordariomycetes, Hypocreales, Nectriaceae. Gene Ontology annotation, cellular component: endoplasmic reticulum; endoplasmic reticulum-Golgi intermediate compartment; membrane. The coding region runs from base 94 to 996 and encodes 300 amino acids. The record is from RefSeq and is a predicted model, not a curated record. Gene Ontology annotation, biological process: Golgi organization.